Molecule: messenger RNA, 1326 nt
Organism: Danaus chrysippus (African queen)
Lineage: Eukaryota; Metazoa; Arthropoda; Insecta; Lepidoptera; Nymphalidae
Source: the annotation of a GenBank genome assembly
AUGGCCUUCGACGAAAGCAGUACAGCAAAUAUAACGCAGACACUUUCAAAUCUUUUCGAGGAGGUACUACACGCGACUGAAGACUCCGGUGAGAAUAAAAGCGUUGACGUGACGAAAUUCUUAAGCGCUUUAAAGGAAACGUCCACUAAAAGAAGCGAUGCUAUUGACUUUGGUACAUUAGUAAAAUUAGUUGAUGGCUGGCGUACGAAGCUGAAUCUUACUAAGCCGGUAGAAUCAUGCGACUACUGCGAAGGGAGUAUUCGAGACGUUAUUCUUGCUUACAACAGCAUCCACGGAUACGUAAGCUUAAUUGUAUGUUUAUUCGGAAGUUUGGCUAACACGUUGAACGUAGCUGUACUUACGAGAAGGGAUCUCGCAGCAUCUCCUAUCAAUCGACUGUUGAAGUGGCUGGCAGUCGCCGAUGUUUUUGUGAUGAUGGAGUAUGUUCCCUUUGCUAUUUAUAGAUACUUGAUCUUGCCGGGACAGCGUGAAAUGCCGUAUAAAUGGGCAGUGUAUCUGUUAUUCCACAUGCACUUCACCCAGAUAUUUCACACGGCCUCCAUAUGCUUAACUCUUUCACUUGCCGUUUGGAGAUACGUAGCUAUUAAGUAUUCCGACCGAAGCCAUGUACUGUGUUCGGAGAGACGAUGCAGCACCGCAAUACUUAGCAGUUUCAUUCUACCACCUAUCCUUUGCAUUCCAACUUUUAUGGUAUUUGAUGUUCACACAGCAGUGGUGUUGGAGACUAAUGGGCCCGUGAUUCUUUAUCACGUAGACGCUGACGAUGAAGGACAACUAUACCAAAUAAAUUUUUGGGUACACGCGGUUGUCAUCAAAUUAUUGCCGUGUAUUAUACUGACGAUAAUCAGCUUGUGGUUAAUACGAGAAGUGUACAGUGCUAAUGAGCACCAAAAGAAAAUAAGAGUGUACAAUGCAUGCCCCACCAGCAAUAAAAUUAUAAAACGUCUGUGCAAAGGAGACAGGCGUACGAAUAGAACGACGAAAAUGCUGGUAGCGGUGUUACUUCUAUUUCUAGUUACAGAAUUCCCUCAAGGAGUUUUGGGUCUUCUCAGUGGUGCUUUGGGGCGAUGUUUCUUUAAACGCUGCUAUGAUUUAUUUGGCGAAUUAAUGGACGCGCUGGCUUUGCUCAACGGGGCUAUAAACUUCGUUCUGUACUGUUCAAUGUCUCGCCAGUUCCGGAUGACAUUCCGCCAGAUGAUGUGGAGGGCUCAUCUGCACCGAUGGCCACCACCACAGCCCUCUCACUCUGACGGCUUGAACACGUACGUAAAAUUUAUUGUGUCAUUUAUGUGUUCAGUUAAAUGA